Molecule: messenger RNA, 1032 nt
Organism: Coniophora puteana RWD-64-598 SS2
Lineage: Eukaryota; Fungi; Basidiomycota; Agaricomycetes; Boletales; Coniophoraceae
Product: NAD(P)-binding protein
Exons: 7
Coding region: 1-1032 (343 amino acids)
Source: RefSeq, a predicted model, not a curated record
AUGUCAGGAAAGACACAAGUUUUCGUUACCGGUGCAACAGGCUACAUCGGUGGCUCCGUGCUGCAAAGACUCCUAAACCACCCCUCGAGUGCCAACUCCGAGUUCACGGUGCUCGUCCGCUCUGAGGAGAAGGCGACCAAGUUCGAGCAAGCGGGCUACGACAACAUCAAAGUCCUGCGCGGCUCGCUCGAGGACGUGGACAAGAUCGAGGCGCAGGCGGCCAAGUCGGAUAUCGUCGUUCAUACUGCGGAUGCAGAUGAUGUUGGGUCCGCCAAGGCUAUCCUUGCUGGACUAAAGAAACGUAAGGAGGAGACGGGCAAGGUUCCUAUAUAUAUCCAUACGUCCGGAACAGGUGUCCUCGUCGACAGAGCGGAGGGAGCGUACGAAAGCAAGACGUUCUACGAUGACACCGAUGCGAACCAGAUCGAGUCACUCGCUGACGACCAGCCGCAUCGCAAUGUCGACCUCCUGGUCGUCGCAGCCGACAAAGAGGGCUACAUCAAGAGCUACAUCAUCCUCCCGUCCACGAUCUUCGGAAUCGCUACAGGCCCGCUAUUCGACAAGGGCAUCGCGAAUCCGCACUCGCAGCAGAUCCCGUUCUUGAUCAAGACUGGCAUCAGUCGCAAGCAGGGCGGCGUUGUCGGCGAAGGUGUGGCUAGGUGGCCCUGUGUGCACAUCGAUGACAUCGCGGACCUGUAUGGCAAGGUGUAUGAUGCCAUUCUCGCGGGACAAGACAUCGGCCACGGACGCGAGGGCUUCUACUUUGGCGAGAACGGGCACUACAGCUGGUAUGACCUCUCCAAGGCGGUCUCGCAAGCUCUCGCGGAGGUGGGCAGGAGUGAUAAGCCGGAGCCGACGCCGUUCACAAAGGAGGAGAGGGAGAAGCUUCCAAUUCUGUGGUAUUAUGGGACGAACUCGCAGUGUUACUCGAAAAGAGGCCGGGCUCUGGGCUGGGCGCCCAAGUACGGGACCGAGGACAUGUUGAAAAGCGUGAAGCCAGAGGUGGACGCGAUUCUGAACCUGCAGCAUUAG